GCUGCUGAGGCUGGAAGAUCCAGAGGCAGGGGUGUAGCGGGACGAGGGAACCAGAGGAAGCGAGCGAGGAGAGCGCAGAGCACGCUUUUCCGCCCGCCCGAGGGGCCGGAGCAGACCGGCCCGGCGCCGCCGCCUACCCGCCACACAAAGCCCAGAGCCCGCGCCCACAGCCAUGUCCUCCUCCGCCGGCAGCGGCCAUCCGCCCAGCCAGAGCCGCGCCUUCCCCACCCACACCGUGGUCAUCAGCUACGCCGCGCAGCUACCUCAUGACCACUGCACGGCGCCCGAGGGGACGCUCUUCUCCACCACACCAGGAGGAACUCGAAUCAUUUAUGAUAGAAAGUUUCUGUUGGAUCUUCGCAGUUCUCCCAUGGCUAGGACCCCACCCUGCCAUCUGCCCAAUAUCCCAGGAGUCACUAGCCCUGGCACCUUAAGUGAAGGCUCCAAAGUAGAAGUCAGUAAUUUGAACAACCCUGACAAGAAACAUGCAGUUGGGGGUGGUGCCAGUUGGAGAUGGACAUCUGACUCUCCUGCAAGGAUUAGAAGAAAAGCAGCAACAGGGACACCUGAAUGCACCUGAUUUGGCCAAUAGGAUCAACAGUGAAAAGACCGAAGAGGCAAUACCAGCAGUCCCCAUUACAUUCUCCACCUCCCACUCCUCCUCUGGGUGCCAAAUGAUGAUAGGAAGAUAAGCUUCAUCUGACCAUUUCUUCUCCCUGUCUCCUGUUCCCCUUCCCAGUUAAACAAGUUAGAUUGAAGGCCCUUGGUGUAUUUUCUGUAGAGCUAAGCAUCCCUUAGAGGAAAACAGUUAAACUCUGGCUUUCCUAGUUUUCUUUU
Molecule: messenger RNA, 837 nt
Organism: Mandrillus leucophaeus (drill)
Lineage: Eukaryota; Metazoa; Chordata; Mammalia; Primates; Cercopithecidae
Gene: EIF4EBP2
Product: eukaryotic translation initiation factor 4E binding protein 2
Exons: 1
Coding region: 173-580 (135 amino acids)
Biological process (GO): negative regulation of translational initiation
Cellular component (GO): cytoplasm
Molecular function (GO): eukaryotic initiation factor 4E binding
Source: RefSeq, a predicted model, not a curated record